This is a messenger RNA of Nothobranchius furzeri (turquoise killifish), 1926 nucleotides long. RefSeq names its product glycogenin-1. Lineage: Eukaryota; Metazoa; Chordata; Actinopteri; Cyprinodontiformes; Nothobranchiidae. Gene Ontology annotation, biological process: glycogen biosynthetic process. Gene Ontology annotation, cellular component: cytoplasm. The record is from RefSeq and is a predicted model, not a curated record. Gene Ontology annotation, molecular function: glycosyltransferase activity.
UGUUGACAUUUUUGCAUGAUUUAUUCCAUCAAUGCAACAUUUAAAUUGCUCAAUCUAAAAUUUAAUUAUGAGUGUUUAUGUUUGAGUGUCUUUGAUCCUACUGAAAACAAACCAACAAAAAACGCAGGGGGCGUGUCUGCUGUCAGGGGUCACGUGAUCCGGAAAAUGUGGGGCUUGAUUCCCGUGUUUGACUGCUCUCAGCUGCUUCGUCUUUGCCCUUCGCAGUGCGAGCCGCUUCUCUGCCCCAUCCCGAACCUCGACCCUCGGGUGGAACCGCUUCAGACCACCAUGUCGGACCAAGCUUUUGUGACACUGGCCACCAACGACAGCUAUGCCAAAGGAGCCCUGGUUCUCGGUCAGUCGUUAAGAAACCACAAUACGACCAAGAAACUGGUGGUACUGGUUGGGCCUCAUCUUGCAGAGCCUUGCAGGAAAGCACUCGCCUCUAUUUUUGAUGAGGUGUUUGAGGUGAAUGUGAUGGACUCUGGCGAUGCAGCUCAUCUGGCUCUGAUGAAGCGACCAGACCUGGGAGUAACUUUCACCAAACUGCACUGCUGGACACUCACACAGUACAGCAAGUGUGUGUUCAUGGAUGCAGACACAAUGGUGCUGUCUAACAUAGAUGAACUCUUUGAGAGGGAGGAGCUAUCUGCAGCUCCAGAUCCCGGUUGGCCGGACUGCUUUAACUCUGGGGUUUUUGUCUUCAUACCGUCCAAUGAGACGUACGAACAGCUAGUCACGUUCUGCAUGGAUAACGGCAGCUUUGAUGGUGGAGAUCAGGGGGUUCUCAACAGCUUCUUUAACACCUGGGCUACAGCGGAUAUUUCCAAACACCUGCCUUUUAUCUACAACCUUAGCAGUAUUGCCAUCUAUUCCUACCUUCCAGCUUUUAAAGAGUAUGGCCAAAAUGCUAAAGUGGUCCACUUCCUGGGCAAAGUAAAACCUUGGAACUACGCCUAUGAUGCUCAGAGGGGUGAGGUCAGAGGUCAUUCCAUGCCGCCUGAGCAGUGCCAGCUGCACCCUGACUACCUGCUCAAGUGGUGGCAGGUUUUUGCCAGAUCUGUGAUGCCUGUCCUGCAGAAGGCUUACGGUGAUGACCCCUUCAACAGCGGCUUUGUCGACCCGAGUAGUCAGAAUAAAUUUCACGAGGACGUGAGAGAACAGUUGCAGCCCUUCGCUGCUCCUCCCUCCCAGAGGAUUUCGUCCGAGGAGAGGAAACAGCGCUGGGAAGCAGGCCAGAUUGACUACAUGGGUGACGAUUCCUUCGCCAACAUCGAACAAAAACUGAACUCCUUCCUCAAGUAGCGGGAUGGUGGGAGUGACGCGGACACCAGUUGGUGUGUGAGGUUGUGGGGAGGAUUUACUAUCACUGUUAAACACAAGCACUUCAUUAGCGGGUGACUGGAGGUUUUAUUCUCCACCUUCUGUCUGCGUGGAAAAUGUAGAAGUUUCACAAAAUUCCAGCACAAUCCAUUAUUUCCCCUCUUUAAGGAAAAGGCUGACAUGUCCUUGUUCAGACGGUUGGAUCUUAAAACGUUUCAUCCCACUAGCAGCUAGUUAACAUGGAGACAGUUUAAUCUCAGCACUUUAAAAAUGAACAAUAUAAGGUCAAAUAAAUGUUAAAAAGUAGAAUUUCCAGACUAUGAUUAAUGUGUAACGUGCUGAGUUUGUAACUGGAGGGGAAAAUGGCUACAAAAUCAAACCGGCACAAUUUAAAACCAUUUCCUACAAAUUCUGAUGCUUUGCAACAAAUAGUCAAGACAUUUAACAUCUGAGUAAAACAAAUGUAAUUCAUCUGUUAUGAAAAUUACGUUUUAGGUGCUUGUCUUUGGUUAUGUUUUUUUUAUUUUUUAGACACCCCCUUUAAAAAGUUAAAAUGCUAAUGAUCUACCUAGCAAGGACGUUAUUUUCACUUAAGAAGUGGGA